Molecule: messenger RNA, 1756 nt
Organism: Symphalangus syndactylus (siamang)
Lineage: Eukaryota; Metazoa; Chordata; Mammalia; Primates; Hylobatidae
Product: golgin subfamily A member 6-like protein 9
Source: RefSeq, a predicted model, not a curated record
AGUAUUAAGGCCACGCCCCUAUUCUGCAUUCUAGUGGGGCCCCGGUUACGCCUCCUGUGGCUCAGACGCACAGCUGCCUGGUAGGUGACUGGAGGCAUUCAGCAGUGCUCACUGGGAUUUUGCUGAUGUGGCUCCAACCCCGCCUCCCUCCACACCCCGCGAUGUCAGAAAAAACACAACAGGGGAAAUUGGCUGCAGCCAAGGAAAAGUUAAAACAGUUUUGGUGGAGGAAGAGCCCUGGCAUUCCAGGAGGAAAGAAAAUCAAUGGCAGUAGUCUUGACACAGCCACUUCUAGUGGUUACCACUCACCUGGGGAUUCAGCAACAGGUGUCUCCAGGGAGGGCCCUGCGUCAUCUACCCUGAAGGAUCUGGAGAGCCAGUACCAACAACUAGAGGUAGCCCUGGAUUCAAGCUCCACAAUAAUCGGCCAACUCAGCAAAAACAUCAAUUCACUGGGAAGAGCUCCUCGCAUGUUGAAGAAGGGGAAGUCCCGAUUACUGAAGCUCGGGAGGAGCUUGUUCAAGUUAAAACACCAGAUGGCUGAACCCCUGGCUCCAGAGCCCCCAGCAGGGCCCUCUGAGGUGGAGCAGCUACAGGAGGAGACCAAUCACCUAAAGAAGGAGCUGGAGAGCGCAGGAAGACGGCUCCAGGCCGAGGUGGAAAACAACAAGAUAUUGACUCUCCUGAACACCAGACUGGAGAAGAGGCUACAUAGACAGGAGAAGAGGAUACGAGAACGGGAGGAGAGUAUACAUGAAUGGGAGGAGAGGAUACAUGAAUGGGAUCUGCAUACAUGGGAAUAGGAGGAGAGGCUAUGCGAAUGGGAACAGAGGCUAUGUGACUGGGAAGAGGGGCUACAUGAACGGGAAGCGAGGCUGCGUCAGCAGGAGGAGCCGCCAGGGCAGGAGAGGCCACGGGAGCUGGAGAGGAUGCUGGAGCCAGGGUGGGAAGACCUCGAUGAGGAGUGGGAAGAGCUAUCCAGCGCCUCGGAGGACCUGAACGAGACCCUACAGCUGGUGGAGCAGAAAGUAAAGGAGAAGAAGCCGGGUGGAGCUGAAGAGCCAAGAGGCUCAGAGUCUGCGGCAGCAGCCAGACCACUACCUGUGUACCGCUCUGGGAGCCCUAAUCCCACAGGAGCUGGGCAGAUCCAGCAGCUGCUUUCUGUAAUGCAGGACUCCCCAGGCUUGGGUGGAGAAGCUGUUGGUACAGGAGAGGCGGCAGGAGGAGCAGGAGAGGCUGCAUGCCAUUCUUUUCGGGCUGCCAAGAACGGGAAGAGACAUCUUCUUCAAGAGCUGGUCAAGAAAUUAAAAAAAAAAAAAAAAAAAACAGUUAAGGGGUUAAUCUCCUACACAAUUCAUUUACUUCAUUUGAAAGUUAGAGCCACUUAUGUUUAUUUGUGUUUCUAAUUUAUAGUUUAAAUUUAUUUGUGUUUCUAAUUUAUAGUUUAAAUUUAUUUGUGUUUCUAAUUUAUAGUUUAAAUUUAUUUGUGUUUCUAAUUUAUAGUUUAAAUUUAUUUGUAAAAAGUUAAAGGAGAGUGGGUCUUUCCCUCAUGUUCACUCUGGCAUCCUUUAGCAUUUUUUAAAUUUGAUAAUUAUAGGACGUUAGCAUGCAUAUCGAGUUUGCCCUUAUGUGGUGGGAGUUCAAACACACAAAGACCCACUAUAUGCACACAACUGUUCUUGCUGGUUUGGGAUAGGCUGCCAUGCUUUUUUAAUGUUAGUGCAGCAUGUAUAUUCAUUACAGAAUUCAGAUAAAA